Molecule: messenger RNA, 1150 nt
Organism: Pogonomyrmex barbatus (red harvester ant)
Lineage: Eukaryota; Metazoa; Arthropoda; Insecta; Hymenoptera; Formicidae
Molecular function (GO): protein binding
Source: RefSeq, a predicted model, not a curated record
CCCUCGCACUCGAUGCACAUGGCUUGGACAGAUUACGCAUCGUUUAUGCAUGCUUCCAGUUGUCAGACGUCACGUUUUGAAAUAGAUAGAAGCAUGUUAUCGGACGAAGAGAAUGAUGAAUUACAAGAUCUAGAAGCGAUACGCGACAAAAUGCUUAACACUCCGCGUAGCGAGCGUAUGCAAGUGAGCGCCUGGGAGGACGACGACGAUGGUGUGGAAGCCGCACGUAACGCGAGAGAUCCUGAUGCUAAGGCCAUGUUGAACGCUGCUGAAAAGGGAAAUCUGGAGAAAAUUAAGAAAUUAUUGAGUCAAAACUACCUCUUAUUGAAUUGCACUGAUAAAGAUGGAUAUACUCCGCUUCACAGGGCAUGUUAUGGCAAUAAUGUGGAAGUAGUGGAGUAUUUACUUGAAGCAGGAGCAAAAAUAGAUGCUAAAACUCAAGAUGAUUGGCAACCUCUGCACUCUGCAUGUUGUUGGAACAAUACAGAAUGUGCUGAGAUCUUAAUUACAAACGGAGCUGAUAUCAAUGCUAAGAGCAAAGGGGAUCAAACGCCUUUACAUUUAGUUUCUGCUAGUUCGCACAACUCUCCUGCGCUACAGCUUCUCCUGUUGCAUGCUGAUACAAAUCCUCGUUUGAUCAACUCAAGUGGGGAUACUGCAGAUCAAAUUGCAAGGAGAACGACGAAAUAUUACCCUAUGUAUGAAAUAAUUGAGCCCUGCUUAAAUGAAAUUUAAGGUAAGCAAUUAUGCUGGAUAAAUAAGAUUCAGUAUGUUUUAUUGCAAUAAAGAUUUAUUUGGUAUACAUAUACAUAUAUACAUACAUUCGUACAGAGAUAUGAGGCAUGAGGAAUGCAACCAUGAGAAAAACGAAUAGUUCGUGUAAAUGUGUCUUGUCGCUGUAUUAUUCUAUAAAAAUUUAUGUAUAUAAAUUACAUUAUGAAAUAAGACACAUAAUCUAUAUGAAUAUGAUCCAAUAUAAAAGCAUAUAUAAAAAAAUAUAAGUCGAAAUAUAUAAUCACUAUUAUUAUAUCGGAAGAGUCGAUAAAAAUAAUACUUCAUCGCAUUGUUCAUCGUUUCUUCAAUACAUGUCAUGAUUGUAAUUGUAAAAAAAAAGAUUCGAGCAUGAUUAUAGUAAUAAACGUAUUAAUCC